This is a messenger RNA of Oncorhynchus keta (chum salmon), 1223 nucleotides long. Its product is annotated as keratin-associated protein 9-1-like. The transcript is spliced from 7 exons. NCBI's taxonomy places the organism in Eukaryota, Metazoa, Chordata, Actinopteri, Salmoniformes, Salmonidae. The coding region runs from base 42 to 1223 and encodes 393 amino acids. The record is from RefSeq and is a predicted model, not a curated record.
GUGCAGGAUCAGUAAGUCAGUCUAUGUGAGGGUGUAUUUGUAUGUACAUAUACAUGUCUGCAGGCCUAUGUGUACAUAUACAUGUCUGCAGGCCUAUGUGUACAUAUACAUGUAUGCAGGCCUAUGUGUACAUAUACAUGUAUGCAGGCCUAUGUGUACAUAUACAUGUAUGCAGGUCUAUGUGUACAUAUACAUGUCUGCAGGCCUAUGUGUACAUAUACAUGUAUGCAGGCCUAUGUGUACAUAUACAUGUAUGCAGGCCUAUGUGUACAUAUACAUGUCUGCAGGCCUAUGUGUACAUAUACAUGUAUGCAGGCCUAUGUGUACAUAUACAUGUAUGCAGGCCUAUGUGUACAUAUACAUGUCUGCAGGCCUAUGUGUACAUAUACAUGUCUGCAGGCCUAUGUGUACAUAUACAUGUCUGCAGGCCUAUGUGUACAUAUACAUGUAUGCAGGCCUAUGUGUACAUAUACAUGUAUGCAGGCCUAUGUGUACAUAUACAUGUCUGCAGGCCUAUGUGUACAUAUACAUGUAUGCAGGCCUAUGUGUACAUAUACAUGUAUGCAGGUCUAUGUGUACAUAUACAUGUCUGCAGGUCUAUGUGUACAUAUACAUGUCUGCAGGCCUAUGUGUACAUAUACAUGUCUGCAGGCCUAUGUGUACAUAUACAUGUCUGCAGGCCUAUGUGUACAUAUACAUGUAUGCAGGCCUAUGUGUACAUAUACAUGUAUGCAGGCCUAUGUGUACAUAUACAUGUCUGCAGGCCUAUGUGUACAUAUACAUGUAUGCAGGCCUAUGUGUACAUAUACAUGUAUGCAGGCCUAUGUGUACAUAUACAUGUCUGCAGGUCUAUGUGUACAUAUACAUGUCUGCAGGCCUAUGUGUACAUAUACAUGUAUGCAGCAGGCCUAUGUGUACAUAUACAUGUAUGCAGGUCUAUGUGUCUGUGUGAGUAUGUAUCUGUAUGUAUGCGUGUGUGUUUGUGUGUGUGUUACUCAGUGUCGUUGAGGCUGUAUGGUGGGGGGGGUCCCAGACUGUUGUUUUCAGAGGGGGGUGUGGGGGUGGCUGGGCCAGUUCCGGGGCCAGUACCAGAAGAAGGAGUCGGGGAGGGGGGGGGCUCUUCCGAGUCAGAGUUCUCACACGACAGAUCAUCCACCAACGCCCUGCGACCUGAGCGCAUCCCAAGGGGCAUCGGAGCACGCCUGGCAGGAGAGAGGUGGUAG